Molecule: messenger RNA, 2397 nt
Organism: Halichondria panicea
Lineage: Eukaryota; Metazoa; Porifera; Demospongiae; Suberitida; Halichondriidae
Product: probable serine/threonine-protein kinase kinY
Exons: 2
Coding region: 40-2298 (752 amino acids)
Biological process (GO): protein phosphorylation
Molecular function (GO): protein kinase activity; ATP binding; protein binding
Source: RefSeq, a predicted model, not a curated record
UUAUUAUAAUUAAUGUCAUAGAACAAAAGGAGAUCAAUCAUGGCUACUUUCUCUGAAGCUAUAGAACACCCACUUAAAAAAUAUGAGCUACCAGGCGCAACUAUUGGCAAGGAAAUAGCAGGUGGCGCGUAUGGGGUGGUCUACGAGCUGAUUUGGAAUGGAAUGCGGUUUGCUGGAAAGAAGAUUCGAGACUAUUUGAAGCCUAGUGUCUACACCAAAAAACUGACGGAAGAGUGCGAAAAGCUGAUGAAAAUGCGUCACCCUUGCAUAGUACAGUUCAUUGGAGUACACAGACCAGUUGGUAGUGAUUCUCUUACUAUUGUAAUGGAGUAUCUGCCGACUACACUAUCAGCUGCCAUACAGCAGUACAAGUCAUUGCCAGAAGAAAUAUCAUUCAGUAUUUUGGAAAAUGUUGCACUUGGAAUUUGUUUCUUGCACAGUCAGAAUAUAAUCCAUCGUGAUCUGUCUGCCAAUAAUGUUCUUUUAGACGACAAUAUGAAUGCAAAAUUAUGUGAUCUUGGAGUUGCAAAGAUGCUAGAUAUUGAAAACACUCAAGAUCGCAUGACCCAAGUGCCGGGAACAGCGGUUUUCAUGCCGCCAGAAUCAAGAACAGAAAGUUCCCUUUAUGGCACAGACCUAGAUAUAUUUUCUUUUGGUGUUCUUAUGGUACACAUCUUCUACGGAGAUUGGCCGGAAACGAAUUACGAUUACCCAAGCGAUACUCAAUCAAAAAUUGACCCAAAGUGGAGCAAAUAUACUGAAAAGAUCAAGUCUGAGAAUCCUGCAGUUGAGGACAUGGUGAUAAAAUGUCUUAGCAAGCCGUCGAGUAGACCAGAUGCAGUACAGGUCUUAGAGCUAAUCAGAGAUGAAAAAGCAAAUGUUCCAAUAUAUCAUGGCAGUCGAAUGAGAAUGAUUGAACAAAGAAAAGACUUGGAACAUAGACUUUGCCGAAUCAAAAACGAUCGCACGAAAGAUUGUGAGAUUAGACGAUUGACGACACAGAUAGAGGACAUCACUCGGGGGAAAGAAGAGCAAGAGACAAAAAGUGAGAGGCUGAUACAAAAUGUUCAAGAGCUGGAGACGUCAGUUGAUAUCAGAUCUAACGAGAUUCAAAUCAAGAACGAACUGAUAGCACAAAAAGAAAGAGAGAUCGAGGUAGAAAGAAAGAAAACAGAGCAGAUAAAGCAGACACUAGACCAGACAGAGUCUAAUUUAAAGAGAAUUGCACAACAAGCAGAGGAUCGAAAGGACCAAGCUGAGCGUGAGAGAAAUAUAGCGUGGCAACAGCUGAGUGCAGGGCACGAGUUUCAUUUGCUCCACGCACAAUCCAUGCUGACUUGGGAGCCCGUGCCACAAGGAGCAAGUACAACAAUGACAGCACCACAAUACAUUAUAAUCGGGUCAAAGCUCUACUUUGGAGGUGGGAACACAGAUCAUACCAAUCAAGCUGAACAAAAAGCAAUAUUUGAACUCGACACGAGCGUUACUAGCAGCGAUUCCUCCAUUAGAAAAGUCGAUCCAGAUUGUCCAUUGAUACAUUUUGGGCUGGGAAAUAUCUGUGGAAAACUGGCGGUCAUUGGAGGCCGAAAUCACGAAGACAAAACGUUGUCGAACAAAACGUACGUUCUUGAAAAUAAUCUCAGCGGCACCGCAAAAUGGAGUGAAAACGAGAUCCCUAACUUGUCCGUCCCUCGUGCAAGAGUGUGUGCCAUCAGCCAAUCAGAGGAUGAGAGCAGUACUUGUAUAGCGGCUUGUGGAGGAAGGGUUCUUGAUGAGUCUACCGACCAAGAAAUAAGCAGCAGUCUCGUUGAAGUAUAUCGUAAAGGCAGCCAGGAUUGGGUGGAGGUUAAAUCAUUGCCCGCAGCUAGAGCAGCUCUAAGAGUAACUUGCUUACACGGUAAGGCAUACUUGCUUGGUGGUUGGAACGAUAUGAGGAGCAAGAGUGAAGACGACUGUUUCAGCAUCGUCACAGAUAACCUGUUUGAAGAAAAUACUGGUAGUCGAACAGUAUGGAAAAAGCUCAAAAAGUUACCUUGCUUAUCAUCUGCCCCAGCUCAUCUAUGUGGCACACUGCUAGCGGUGGGAGGAGUCCUCAACGGAAAGUCUCCAAUACUGGCCUUCAAUACAAACAUGCAAGAAUGGAUUCAUGUCGCUAAACUGCCCAAGAUCAUCUCAAGCGCAACUGUAGCAGCUUUACCAAAUGGAAAAUUGAUCAUUUUCGGCGGGUGGGAGAAAUGGAAGGAUUUGCGAAACGAAGACAUAAUUAUUGGCCAAAUGACUGGACGAAUGUUCUAUUAACAUUGUACUUAUACUUGAUUUAUGCAUGCUAGCUGAUACUUGAUUUAUGCAUGCUAUAUAGCUGAUAAUAAUCAUGGUCUAUCCUUUUUAUACUUAGUA